AUGUCACAUACGGAAGGAAGCGAAGGCUCGACUCAGCCCCAUCUCUUGGCUCGACCUGGCAGCGCCAACCCACCAUUCCUUCGCGACGCCUCAUCACACCCGUCCUCUCGCACAGUCAACUCUUCAUCCCGCCUCUCCCAAUACACGGACGCUGCAACCCGACGCUCCUCCUUUCAAAGCGCCCAGGCUAGCGUCUACCAGGACACGGAUACAUCCCUCGCCUUCGAAAGCGCCAAUGAGAGCGCGGGCGAGUUGGACUUGGAUAGCGACCUCGAGGUGCGUCGUGCGCCGUCUCGCAGUAGCACGGUCCGAUCUCGCACCGCUUCGCCAUUUCACCCGUCGAUUCGGGAUAGCGGAAAUGGCGAUGAGAUGGAGACGACUGCCGACGCUCCCGGUGCGUCAUCGGGGGACACCGUCGGUAGUGGUCUCACCCGUCGCAUAUCAAGACAAUCGGUCGAGCGUCCGAUGUCUUCGCUCUCCCGACGCAGCAGUGCCAGCGGCAACGAGGAUGUGCAGCAUCGUCUCCGUGACGCUGCCACCGCCGCUGCCAGCCGAAGCUCCAUGUCGGCUCGUCGUCAUUCCACCGACGAGCUGACGAGUGGACUCCAUCGGGCAUCUACCCCGCAUGUCGACGACGAUGCUGCGGCGAGGUCUCGACCGGGCAGCUCGCUUGCUCUACGCCAGGACGGAGGAUCUUUCAUCAAACGGGACGGUGCCAGGGAUCGCAGUUCGAUCUUGCCCCCUGCUGGAUUCUUCGCACCCAAGAAGCCAUCGGCACGCAACUCGACUAGCGAUCUACUGUCGACUUCUCGUCCUGGUGGUCGUAGUACCACGCCUCUUUCGUUUUACGCAAAUGGUCAGUCUGGGGCUGUCGACGGCGCUGACGCUCACGGUGCGAACGGUGAAGUGCUCAGGUACCGCAGCACCUCUCCGACGGGACACGAGGCUCAGGCGCGCGCACCAAGCCCCUGGGGUCUGCCAGCUGCGGAACGUCCACGCUCCCCUCCGGUCCAAGAGGAAGUACUCUAUUCUGACAACGGAAAUUCUCGCAGAUUCAGCCAGGCUGCUGACGGUACGGCCCCGCUCCAUCCUCUCGAUGCCAACGACGGCUUCCCGACACCCUCAUUGCACACUACGCCUCAAAUUGGGUUGCGGAUGAUGGCGAGCACCGACCCGCUCCUGCCCUCACGCACGCUUUCGAACGUCGCGACCACCACCGCUGAUGCCAGUCACGCCGGGCUCGGGCUCGACGCUGAACCCCCGACGCCCAAAUCCAAGCAGCGCAUCGAAGAACACCGUGCUUCCCAACCCAGCAAAACUUCUCUGUCAACAUCCAAAAUCGAUCAUCCAACCCCAACUGCGACGAGGAAAUCCGCCAAGCCGCCGCGCAAUUACACCACCCACAAAGGCGACAACCACUUCCUCCUCUCCGGCCUGCUCAUGACCUCCGGCGACAACCCUCUCCCCUUCAUCCUCUCCUUCGCCCUCCUCCUUGCGCUCGGCGGUCUGUUCCUUGGCUUCGAAUCUCGCUGGCUGUCGACCAACAUCUCCGCCGCCCUACCCGCGGUCUUCGGCUACAUCUAUCUCCAAUCCAUCGUCCAGAUGCUCGUCACUGCCUUCCGAGACCCCGGAGUCAUCCCUCGGAAUCUCGACCCCGAUCCGCCGUGCACUCUGAACUCAACACCCUUCACCCCUGGACGACACGCCCUUGCAGAUCCGGAAGACCCUUUGGCCGUACCGGUUCAACGAACACUGCGCAUCCGCGGGCGGGAGGUCACAUCCAAAUGGUGCGAGACGUGCGGCACCUAUCGUCCACCCCGUUCCUCCCAUUGUCGGGUGUGCGACAACUGUGUCGAGAACAUCGAUCAUCAUUGUACGUACCUCAACACGUGUGUUGGUCGACGCAACUAUGUGUCUUUUAUGGCCUUCCUCGCCUUCUCCAUUUUGGCGGCGCUGUGGGUGGUGGGAUGUACGGCGGCACGGUUGACCAUUACGAGUCGCGCCGAGGGGGGAUUUCGGGAGGCACUGCGAAAAAGUCCGGUUUCAGGGGUCCUCUUCCUGCUCUGCAUAGGUGUAACAGGCCCACUUGGCGUGUUGUUUAUCUACCAUAUCAGGUUGAUCCUGCGCAACAGGAGUACGGUGGAGCAGAUCCGUAUAAAUACAGCACGCGAGUAUGGGCAGCAUAAGGACGUAGAGUUGGGCGAGCACGGGGAUGAUCUUUCGGUGUUUGGCGAGGAUUCUAGGAAAGGUGCGGGAGUGGUGAGGGCGCUGUUUGAACGGUUUGGAGUGUUGAAGCCAAAAGGAAAAGAUCCGAACCCGUUUGCGAGCAGGAGGGUUAGGACGAACGUGAGGAACGCACUGGGGUGGAGGAGUGUGCAGUUGGAUAGCUGGCUCGAUCGGAGAGGACGGAGAGGGGUGGAGGUCAGGGAGAGACAUCCCAGGUCGAGCAAAGCGGGUGGCGGAGGGAGGGAUCGGAAGGAGUAG
This is a messenger RNA of Kalmanozyma brasiliensis GHG001, 2484 nucleotides long. Its product is annotated as Zinc finger, DHHC-type, palmitoyltransferase. Gene Ontology annotation, molecular function: protein-cysteine S-palmitoyltransferase activity. Gene Ontology annotation, biological process: protein targeting to membrane; peptidyl-L-cysteine S-palmitoylation. Gene Ontology annotation, cellular component: Golgi apparatus; endoplasmic reticulum. Lineage: Eukaryota; Fungi; Basidiomycota; Ustilaginomycetes; Ustilaginales. The coding region runs from base 1 to 2484 and encodes 827 amino acids. The record is from RefSeq and is a predicted model, not a curated record. The transcript has a single exon.